AUGGGUGAUUCAUCGUCAACAUCGUCUUCUGCGCCUGCAUCGACUGUGCUAUCUUCUCUUCCCUCCCCAGAAAUUCAAACUUUGAGUCUAGGAGAUGUAACCGACGAGGAUCGGGCGAAGGCCGCUAAGAUCAAGACAGAGGCAAAUCAAGCGUUCGCAAGUCAUAAUUUCGUGGAGGCCGUUAGACUCUACACCCAAGCCAUAGAACUAAACCCGUUAGAUGCGACGUAUUGGUGCAAUCGCGCUGCAGCUCGGACAAAACUAGAAGAAUAUGGGUUCGCGCUCUUGGAUGCUUCAAAAGCCAUCGAAGUCGAUCCCAAGUAUGCCAAAGCCUUUUAUCGCCGCGCGACGUGCUAUCUACAGAUUGUGAAACCUCAACUAGCGGUGGCGGACUUCAAGAGAGUCGUCGCGCUAGAGCCUAGAAACACGGUCGUCCAGUCACAGCUCACAGCUACUCAAAAGCUCGUGCGCAGAAUAGAAUUUGAGAAGGCGAUUGAGGUAGAAGGGGAGAAAGAUCCAGUAGAAAGAUGUCACGAAAUCAUUGCGGAAGGCGGCUGUGAGGUCGAAAAAGCCUAUGCUGGUCCACAAUUGAGUACUGGGGCUGACGGGAAAUAUGUGAUGACGGAGGAGUUCAUCAAAGGAAUGAUCGAGUGGUUCAAGGCAGGCAAAAAUCUUCCAAGGCGAUACGCGUGGGAGGUUAUUCUUGGAGCAUACUCGCAUUUUGUGAAAGAGGAAAGUCUGGUCGACUUGGAGCUACAAGAAGGCGUAACAUGCGACGUCAUUGGAGAUGUUCACGGCCAAUUCUACGAUUUAUUGAAACUAUACUCGUUGACGGGUACUCCCACCGAGAAUCAUUGUCUUCUCAUGAAUGGCGAUCUUGUUGAUCGGGGAUCGUGGUCCGUUGAGGUUAUUCUUACUGCUUUUGCGUACAAAUGGUUAUACCCCACACGCAUGUUCAUCAAUAGAGGUAAUCACGAAGCAAAAGACAUGAACCGAACAUAUGGCUUUGAAGGCGAAGCAAAGCAUAAACACGGAGAACAAACAUAUAAAUUGUUCGCUCACGUUUUCACCACUUUACCAUUGGCAACACUUGUGAGCGCCACCAAAGCACCCACCAAAACAAGCACUACAACGAUACUAUCACCAAAAGGGCUCAAGAGAUACUUUGUCGUGCAUGGCGGGCUGUUCAGUAAAGAUGGUGUUACCCUAGAUGAAGUUCGCAAAAUUCCUCGAAUUGGACGGCAGCCAGGUCAAGACGGUUUAAUGUGUGCGCACUUAUUUCCAUUUCAGCUUCUCUGGACUGAUCCUCAAACACUUCCUGGUCGCGGCCCAAGCAAACGUGGUGUCGGCAUUGCUUUCGGUCCUGACAUCACGAAGAAGUGGUGUUCAUUGAAUGGCAUUACUUCUAUCAUUCGGAGCCACGAAGUUCGCCAGGAUGGGUACGCCGUAGAACAUGAUGGCCUCUGCACAACCGUCUUUUCAGCCCCAAAUUAUGUGGAUCAAGUGGGUAAUAAGGGAGCGUUUAUACGAAUAGAUGCAGAAGGAGACCAAAAGUACUUCCAAUUCGAAGCGACACCUCAUCCGCCAAUGAAGCCGAUGGCAUAUGCGCAAGGAGGUCUGGCGAGCUUGAUGAUGUAGAUUUUCAUGGCGAAUCUUACAGGGAUUUAUGGACAUGGACUAGAACGAUGUAAUGGAUGCGGGCGCGUGGGAAUCUUACUUGUAGUUACCAGUCGCCUUUUUGGAGCUUCAAACUAGUAGUGCUUAACAUACUCUUUCACUUGACUUUGAGAUUUCUGAAGUGCAAUGGACAAGACGAAAUCAAGAUUGGCUGCCUUCUUCGAUGACGACGAAGAGUCUUCGUUCCCAGUGCGACGAAUAGACAUUAUUUAUGUCCUUGAAACACUUACCAAUCGCUUCGUACAUUAGCAAAAGACUCUCGAUGACACGAAGUUGUCGCAGUACGCGCAAGGC
Messenger RNA from Suillus discolor, 1971 nucleotides. RefSeq names its product phosphoprotein phosphatase. The record is from RefSeq and is a predicted model, not a curated record. Gene Ontology annotation, molecular function: protein binding; protein serine/threonine phosphatase activity. Gene Ontology annotation, cellular component: cytosol; nucleus. The transcript has 14 exons. Bases 1 to 1638 code for a protein of 545 amino acids. Lineage: Eukaryota; Fungi; Basidiomycota; Agaricomycetes; Boletales; Suillaceae.